Schistosoma spindalis is the source of this 3949-nucleotide messenger RNA. The record is from the annotation of a GenBank genome assembly. Lineage: Eukaryota; Metazoa; Platyhelminthes; Trematoda; Strigeidida; Schistosomatidae.
GAAAAUAUAAGUGCUGGAGGCGGUAUAUUCAGACACGUACGUUACGAAAAUUCGCCUAAGAAAUUCCCCCAAAUAAACGACGUAAAGGGAGGUAAUCGACAUUACCCUCUUAUCUACAUUCUCGUUUGAUUCAUUUCCUUUUUGGCUUUUUUCCACUUUAUUGGUUAUUUGAGAUUGCUUGAAAUAUUCAAAUAUUUUAAGCAAAGCAAUUUUUUUACCUUGUCAGCCUCAAAUAGUAGCGAAAAGUGAUAAUUCAUUUAAGACUUGUCUCUAAAAUAUCCCGCUUUUCAUGCUGUUUGAUGUGUAAUCCUGAAUCAUUGGACUGUUUGUUGAUUGUGGUUGCUGUUCUUAAACUGCAUUUCAAAAAAGCUACCUACAAAUUUUCUUCCGCUGGUGUUCUGACAAGCAUUUAAAAUUACAAGACAUUUCUGAACUCAAAAUUAAAAGUUUUGAUGGUUCCAGAUUUUAAAUUAUAGGACAAAACUGUUAUAUCUAGAAAUACUCAGUUAAUAGGUCAUCACAUUUCUGUACUAAAGAGAAGGAACUCUAUAGUCUAUCUCUAUUUGUUAAAAAUUACCUCAACAUAUUGCUUCGACGGUAUACCGCCGAUACAACUGUAGUUAUAUUGGUCCCUUAUCCGCUGCACACAGUAUUACCAAUCAGUAUUUAUUUGUCACGUGUAGUUUUUCAAUGGCACGUAAACUCCGUAUUCGAUAGUAAGACUUGUCUGAUUUUAUGCGGGAUACGGGCAUCUGGAGCCAAAAUAUUGAUAUGGAACGUCUUCUGGAACACGGAAAAUGUCAGGAUUGUUCACACCCGUAACAGAUAACAAGGAAGACUAUUUAAAAAAGCUGGUAGUCAAAACAACGGAAUUUAGUGCUAAACAUGAUGUAAAACAGUCCAGAAUGCCGUGGCAACCAGCACCACGACGCUAUUUUUCACUGUAUAAUGUCACUGUUGUCAUCCGGCUAGUUGUCAGAACUCAGUAUUUAUUGCUCGCGAAGUCAGCCAAGUUUCAAACUUCUUGUAUUUCGUGUAGCUUUAUCAUUAGGGUCAGUGUCAUACGUUGGUGUGUUAAUUAAUUUUAUGACAGUUUUUAUUUUUUUGGUAGCGAAAUAUCUCAUAUAGUUAUCUGUAUGUGUAGCAUAACAUGACUUAAGGUCGAUCAAAGUUACAGAAAUACAGUUUCUUUCAAACCACUACAUGAUCACUCUUACUUUCAUACUUCGAUAUCCAUGCAGCCACUUCCUUCUGAAGUAUACCAUUGAUAUCACUUUAAUUUGUAUGAUUUAUUUUAGUUAUUUAUUUGAGAACAUACGAAUGUACUGGAGCUUAGACGUAGCCAUAAUCUAAGUAAAGCAGCUUUUCCAAACAGUAGUCCAUAUAUAUAACUAACGUUUUACCAGAGGUAACUCAGUCCUAAUUGUCUUCGAUUUUGGCUGAAGUUGCUACUAGUCAGGAACAGGCAAUCGCCAUAAUAUUUAUGACAAUCGAUCAGAGCUACCGGCUCACCAGCUUGACUUUCCUAUUUAAAAUGAAGUUUCAGCUGAAAAUUAACAAAAGUAGUCAUAUCGAGUUUAUUUAUUUAUUUGAACACAAAUGCUGGUACAAGGGGGGCACCAAAUAUAUAUGCGCCAUACAAAACAAUGAGGAUUUAAAGAGAAGGGAAAAAAGGUAAGGAGCGUUGGGAAUUAUAAAAAAAGAGAACAAUAACGACCUGAUUAGUGUAAGGUAGUGUAAUAGUAGUAAUAAUCGGGGAAACGAAAAGGUACAAUCAGAAGAAAUCUUUCAGUUAAGAAAGAAGCAACCUUUUUUUUCGAAAAAAAUAAAAUAAGGUUACAGCAGGAUCGCCACUGGCUUCUAUUCUGAGCCAUAUCUGAUAACGUUUGUAGCCACUGUGUUACACCAUCUCUCGGACCCCAGCCAGGGAGUCGUGGUCACCAGCUUCUAUGGGACUGCAUCUCCUCACGAUGCUCCACUGCCUUGUGGGUUAGACCUUUAGGUCAAGGGCUCGGGGCGUGGCUCCCUAAGAAAACCACCUGCCUCGGUCUGGGCACCCGGGCCUUAUCUCAGCCCACACACAAACAUGAACUGUCAUAUCGAGUAAUAUCAUCUUUCUCUUUUUGGCUUCUAAAGUGUGACAAAUUUUGCACGUUCACCACAAAAUGAGCCAAAAAUACAAUCACGAGAAGAAUUUGCCUAACAGAAGAGAAAUUUCUUGUGAAUGGGAUGACAAUGUUGCCGAUACUAAAUCUUUCAGUCAAAACAGUCCUCGUGAUAAAUUUGUAAAAGGUAGCAGUCAUCGAAGUGAUUUAUCAAAAAGUUACAAGGAGUCCGUUCUCUCUGAUAACUGGUCAGCCACAAAUCGCGUCUCAUCGAAUGGACAUGAAACUUGUGAUGAUUUUGAUGAUAGUAACGUUGAAGGCCUUGUUAGUGAUGAUGACAAUGACUUUGAUGAGGAUGACGAUGCAGAAGAUGAGGACUGGGUUGCUUCCGAUUACGAGAAAAAACGUCCUAGUCGCGCUUCUCGAACACAACUCACUGGUUCACGUAAAAUUGGAAAUAGUUGCAGUUCACACCGCAAAAGUUCACAUGGAGAUCGUUCUCAGCGCAGAAUUGGCAGUAGCUUGCCAAGGACAGCUGCUUACAAUCCAGGGAGUAGUCGUAUUGUUUCUUCCAAUAAAUCUUCCAAAUCCGUUGGUCGACCUAGAACUGUUAAUCGCUAUCAAGGUGGAAGUGCUAGGACUGUUCAUACAUCAUCUGGUCGUAAGAUUACUACACGUCGAGUCGAAAAACCAAAGACAAAUAAUAGCAACCCACGAAAAGUAUUUGAUUCACUAAUACCUAACGAACUAAAAAAGCCUCGACAAUGUUUCGGUCCUGGAUGCACUCGAGCUGCUGCAAGACCAGAUACAAAAUAUUGUUCAAAUGAAUGUGGACUUAAACUUGCCAUCAGGCGCUUAGAAACUCUACUACCAGAAAGUUUUCAUGCUUGGUAUCCUGACUUGUUUACAAAAGCCGGAACGGCUCUUUCUGAAUUAGAAAGGCUACCGGAUUGUAUGGCUACCGUUAUUGACAAAUUGCGUCUUAAAGAAAUUAGUAAGGAACAGUGUGUAGUACACAAUCGCUUGGUUGAAUUAGAAAUGGAGCAUCAAAAGCUUACGGGACUUAUCAGUCGAGCUCAAGAGCGAAAAACUGGACGAAACAAUGAACAAAUGCUUGCUGCGGUUGCUCAUGACGCAGAACAAGUGGAACAGAUGGAACCCAUCAUAUGUGUUACGUGCUCAGCUGAAAUCAGUAUGCGACAUGCUCUCAAGCAUAUGGAGAAAUGUUUUCAAAAGAUGGAAGGAAACACUGUGUUUUGUGCUAAUCAAAAGGAGCAAAUCAUGGGUACACCAUUAUUUUGUGAUGCUUACGACUCACAGGCUAGAGCAUAUUGUAAACGAUUACGUGUAGUCUGUGAGCAUUAUAAAGAACCGAAGCUACCUGCAGAUACAGUAUGUGGAUCACCGCUUGUUCACAAUGUCUUUGAAGAAACUGGUGAAUUUUGUUGUGUACCGCGCAAUAAGUGCACUAAACACUUUGGUUGGGAACGUCUACGUCGAGCGAAAAUAGACUUGGAACGAUAUCGCUGUCUAAUUGAAAUGGAUGAAUUAAUGCAAGAGGAACAAAGACUACGACGUGCCAUAUCUCAACGUGGUGGUGUACUUGGUAUUUUACUACACCAAACUAUAGAUCAUAAUCCUGAGAAACCAGUUCCCAUCCCAGGAGAAUUAAAAACAUCUUUGAAAGAUAAAGAACGAUCAGACACUUGAUGUUUCUAAAGAAUUUAAUUUGACUGUACAUAACAGUAGAAUUUAUUUGUUUCUUUUGUACAAAAUGUUUUUUCUAUGAUCUUAUUGCUUUUUCUUAAAAGAUAAUUUGCGCACUAUACAUCUUUCUUCUAUCC